AUGGCCUACGGCAAUCUGAGCAAAUCUCUCAUUUAUUCCCAACUCGGCUCGUCAGCUGUCCGCAAGUCGUUGUUACUCUCGCUAGUCCUUGUCAGCAUCUUCUUGCUAUGUUGGAGCAAUUCUGAGCUUUUCUCGUGGAGUCCCACCUCCUCGCCGUCUGAUCAUGCCUCCACCGACCGUCCUUCAAAAGCGCCUGUAGUCGACGAGCUCGACCACGAUCUUCAGAUUGACGAACCUGCUCCUCACAACACUCCAGCUUUGCCUUCCGUAGCGGCUGUCCCAACAGUUACUCCAGGCUCACUCCGCUUGCCAGCCGAAUAUUAUGUCGAAUCGAAGGAUGACCCGAGGUGCGAGGAUACAUAUGGUCUCAACUACCUAUACUCUUUGCAGAGAAGUGGCCAGCAAUAUUGCAAAGCAGCAUCGUCAACCUCGACGCUGAACUGCUUCCACACCAAUAUCACAACAGACCACACCGACUCAUUCUGCAUUGCGUCUUCCGUCUCCAUCGAUCCACAUGCUGAGCACAACCCCUUUGGCCUCGACUGCCACCUUCGGAACUUCGCUGCUGAAGCAGCCGCCUCCAAUAGCGAACCUGUUACACCAGACUUCCAGACGUUCCCUGAUUAUAUGUUCGAGACCGGCCCGCACCGCAUCUUUGACGAUUGGUUCAAGAACAUUACGCAUCCACUGCGAGACGAGACCGACGCAACACGUUCAGCCUGUGCCGGCAAGAAGUCUGCCACAGACGGCUACACGAUCCUCAUCAAGCGCGAUGGCGGCGGCCAUCUCUGGCACUCGCAGAUGGAAAUCUUCUCCCUGCUACUAACCCUCGACGUCCUACGCUCCACCACCCGCAGUACCUCAACCCCCUACUUCACCUCCGCCGAUAUCGCCAACGCGCAAGUCGUCCUCCUCGACUCGCACCCCGACGGCCCCUUCUUCGACCUCUGGCGCCUCUUCGCCAAGAAGCCCGUCCUCCGCCUCAAAGAAUGGCAGGCCCAGCUCGCCGCCAAGUCUACCGCCGGCGAACCCCUGUGUCUUAACAAUGUGCUGCUGCCCCUCCCCGGCGCCAGCAAUCCGAUGUGGCAGGGCGACUGGACGCCGCACGACUGCACGCACAGCGCGCUACUCUCCACCUACGUCGAACGGCUGAAGACGCACUACAACAUCCCUUCGCCCAGCGCCCGCGAUCCCAAGGCACCUAUCACCGUGACCUUCAUCGACCGCCGCAAGACCCGCAAGCUGCACAACCAGGACGCCAUGCUCAAGGCCCUGCAGCGCCGCUUCCCAGCCCCGGACUUCCACAUCCAAGCCGUCGACCUGGCGCACAUGAGCUUCCGCGAGCAGACCGAGAUCAUGGCGCGCACGGAUGUCCUGGCCGCUGUGCAUGGCGCGGGGCUCACACACGCCGUGUUCCUGCCGCCGGAAGCUUCAGUCGUCGAGAUGCUGCCGCCGGCGUUCGGACAUAAGGGGUUCCGAAACCUUGCCAAGUUGAGGGGGUUGCGGUAUUUUAGCGUGCAUAUGGAUGAGAAGGAGCAGGUUGAGGGCUGGGAUGGGAACUGGCAGGCUGCGGAGGAGUUGGUGGUUGGGGAGGAGGUGUUUGAAAGGGUUAUGGAGGUGGCGGUGGGAAGUGUGUUGCAGAGGGGGACGAGGGAUGGGGAUGUUGGUGUGCUAUAG
Messenger RNA from Coniosporium apollinis CBS 100218, 1677 nucleotides. RefSeq lists its product as uncharacterized. NCBI's taxonomy places the organism in Eukaryota, Fungi, Ascomycota, Dothideomycetes. The coding region runs from base 1 to 1677 and encodes 558 amino acids. The record is from RefSeq and is a predicted model, not a curated record. Gene Ontology annotation, molecular function: protein N-acetylglucosaminyltransferase activity. The transcript has a single exon. Gene Ontology annotation, cellular component: endoplasmic reticulum lumen.